AAGCACCGCCUUUCGCGACGGCCACGGCCUUUGCGGCUGGGAGACAAGCGUUGACAGUGCUGGCCAGGCUGACUCGGGUCGCGGCCGCGGCGAGUUACAUCGUUUGCCAAUCUGUCCGCGAACGCCGCUGCCCGAGACAGAGCCAGGAUGUUCGGGAUGCUGAGCAGCAGCUUUGAGGAUGAUCCCUUCUUCUCUGAUUCUUUCAUCGCACACCGAGAAAGUAUGCGACAGAUGAUGAGAAGUUUUCCUGAACCUUUUGGAAGAGACAUGCUCAGCAUCUCUGAUAGGAGAGGAAGAGCUCGUAACCGUAUGGGACGUGAGGAUGAAGAAAAUUCCUUGACUGCAAUGAGUUCUCUCGUGCCUUUUGGCAGUUUUGGUGGUAUGCAUACAGAUGUCAACCCUUUUCAGGCAAUGGACCGAAUGAUGUUAAAUAUGCGAAACAGUAUGCAGGAAUUACAAAGAAACUUUGGUCACCUUUCAGUGGAUCCAAAUGGACAUUCAUUUAGUUCUUCCUCCGUGAUGACUUAUUCCAAAGUAGGAGAUGAGCCGCCCAAGGUGUUCCAGGCUUCAACACAGACCCGUCGGGCUCCAGGGGGAAUAAAGGAAACCAGGAAAGCAUUAAGAGAUUCUGACAGUGGACUAGAAAAAAUGGCUGUUGGUCAUCACCUCCAUGACCGAGCUCAUGUCAUUAAAAAGUCAAAGAACAACAAGACUGGAGAUGAAGAGGUCAAUCAAGAGUUCAUCAAUAUGAAUGAAUGUGAUGCUCAUGCUUUUGAUGAUGAGUGGCAAAAUGAGAUUCUGAAGUACCAGCCAAGGGGACAAUGGCGCAAUCUAGAUAACUCUAGGAUGCGAAGUGUUGGUCAUGAGAAUUCAGGAUCCCGAGAACUUAAAAGAAGGGAGAAACAUCAUCAAAAUCCAGCCAUUGAACAUGGAAGAAGAUCAAAUGUUUUUGUGGACAAACUCAACAUCAAAGGAUCACCUGUGAAAAUCAACAAAAAAUAAAUAGCAUUGCAUUUGAUUUCUUUAGUUUUGGUUGUUUUAACAGAGAAAGUAAUGGUGCUGGGUAAUAUAUGUAAGACCAAUCUUUUGUUAUUAAAUCAGUACUGUUCUUAGCAACUUUCUUCUGAAUGUUCUUGAAAGUGCUUGCUUUAUAUUGUCCCUACUUUAGGAAUAAAACUUGAAUCUUCAACAGUG
This is a messenger RNA of Odocoileus virginianus texanus, 1194 nucleotides long. RefSeq names its product myeloid leukemia factor 1 (gene MLF1). Gene Ontology annotation, cellular component: cytoplasm; nucleus. Gene Ontology annotation, biological process: regulation of DNA-templated transcription. Lineage: Eukaryota; Metazoa; Chordata; Mammalia; Artiodactyla; Cervidae. The record is from RefSeq and is a predicted model, not a curated record.